CACCCAAGUGCCUGUCCGAUAGCAGCGGCUUCUCUUCGUUGCCUAGACCAGAAGAAAGCCGGGACGAAACGGAGCCGGGGGGUUCUGCUUGCUGGAGGCCCGUUUAACCACUGCUAGAUACAGCUUCCUCGCGGUUUCUUCGUCGCUUAAGAGUCGUCUGUGACUUGACCCUUCAUAUUUUUCAUCUUACAACUAAUUUGCAAAAAUGUCCUGGCAAAGCUACGUGGACAACCUGAUGACUGAUGGCAGCUGCCAGGACGCGGCCAUUGUUGGGUACACUGACGCCAAAUACGUCUGGUCAUCGCAUUGCGGCGGUACCUUUUGCAAUAUAACGCCUGAAGAAAUCGACGUUAUGGUAGGAAAGGACCGAGAGGGUUUCUUCACCAGUGGGCUGACCCUAGGCAAUAAAAAGUGCUCCGUAAUCAGAGACAGCCUCCAAAUUGAUGGCGACUGGACAAUGGACAUCCGGACAAAGAGUCAAGGUGGAGAGCCAACCUACAACGUCGCUGUGGGCAGGGCUGGCAAAGCAUUGGUUUUUGUCAUGGGGAAGGAAGGUAUCCAUGGAGGGCAGCUCAACAAGAAAGCAUUUCAGAUGGCUGAGUACCUGAGGAAGUCUGGAUACUAAAGCAGCCUGUACCCAGCCACCUAGCAGCUCACCCUUACCACCCUGUUGCAUUUCACACCACUUCCAGUCCUAGUUGGUAGUUUCUUUGUUUUCUUUUUUUUUUCUUCUGCCUUCUCCCCUUCCUGUUUGUUAUUCCCUAUUUUUGUUGUCAUCCUCCCCUAACCCGUCCUCUUCCCUCAACACACCUGUGCUGUGUACUCCGACCCCCUUAAGCACUAUAAGUUGAUCCAUAGCAAAGAUGAGCAUGUUGCUAACAGGAUGUCAUGACAAAUCUGUACUUAUCUAAGACCAGCAAAAAAAAAUCUUCUGGCCAAACACUGGUAUGAGGAAGGCUUUAGUGUUGUGUAGGAUGUAGACGUUUGUUUUUCCUUCAUGUCAUAGUGCCCAUUCUUCCCAAAUGCACUCCCACCCCGAUGCACUUGAGCUGUAACCAAGCUCAUCAUGUCUUCCUCUUUUACUCUCUCUCUUUUCCCAGUUGUCUCUGGGAGGGCAGGCUGCAUGCAUAUCUAGAUCCACUGUAGCCCCCUCCUUGUAAACACGCACCCUUCACUGCCCCCCCGCCGUUCCUGCCAAAAUGUUCAGUACCUUCCCACUCCAUUUUUCCCUCAUCCUGUUGGCUCUUAACAGGCCACAUUACUAAACCUCGCAGUCUCAUCUGCAUUGAACUCCACUGACCCAGUCCUUCAACCCCUCUCCUUCCACAUCCAAGGCUCCGACCUGAAAACUUGUUUUAAAAGGGUGGGGUGGGGUGGGGUGGAGGGUUGUGUUCAUGGGGGGAGGUCAGUUAGUGACGAUGAGCUGGAUUUGCGAGCACUGGCAUCAUCAAGAUGCGAAUAACUUCUCCUGCCAUCACAACUUCCCCAACAACAUGAUAGAAAACCCAUGGACAUUCCACAGUAACAAUGGCUCAGGCACUUAAUACUGUUUUUGUUUGCCAGCUCCUGUAAUAUAUUUUCUUUUUUGAUUUCUUUUUUUAAAGGCUGCCAUUUUUGGACAGUAGAUAUCCCAGCAUAUAACCAUCUGGAGUGUGUCCAGUUUAUUUUUUUCUUUUUAUAGGACCAAGUGUAGUCGAAGCUCGGGUGUUUAUACAAUUGCGCUAAAUCAUGUGAAGGAUGACUGCUAACUAUUUUCUGACAAGAAAUGCUAACCUGGCAGUAAAACUCACUGUGGUUAAAUAUGUACAAGCUACAUGGGAGGUAAGGGUGGGAAUAAAUGAAGAAAAUUGUCAUUUCUUUAUUUUUUUUCUUUAUUGUUUAGAAAACAAGCGACUGCAUUUGUACAAACCCACGAUGUGUUGACAACUACAAAACUGUGGAAUAAAUUGCCUUCUACUCUAUAGUCAGCUGAGCUCUGGGGUAUCACAUGGUCUGUCCACGCUCAGUAAUGCUAACUGUAACGUCCAACAGAAUAGAAAAAACACAAACGUUAAAAUGACACUCAAUGGGAGAUGGGAUUGGUUGGAACAAAGACGCUUCUGGUUGUCUUGUAACUGCAGAACCUGUGUAUCCUGUGCCAUAAUAUAGAGAGAUCUGUUGCUGUUGUAAGAUGGAUUUUACUCACUGUCCACUAAAGAGUCAUUUCAUUGGCACUUCUUUUUUUAGCUUCAUCUCCACUGUUUAGACCUUGUGGGAUAUGUGUACUUAUAAAAAUACCUGUUUCAAGUCCUGUUUGCUGAUUUAUGUUCAUUUCCUUUAUCCUCACCUCUUUUUUUCUUACAUCUGGGAUACAGUCUCUUUAAUGCAUCUGAUUUCAUAUGCAUAAAAACCAAGAAAUGCCAUAAAUUGAUUUAUCACCUUGUUUACAGACAGAUCAAAUAAAUUUAUUCCAACCAGA
Cheilinus undulatus (humphead wrasse) is the source of this 2458-nucleotide messenger RNA. RefSeq names its product profilin-2-like. Bases 206 to 625 code for a protein of 139 amino acids. Lineage: Eukaryota; Metazoa; Chordata; Actinopteri; Labriformes; Labridae. The transcript is spliced from 3 exons. The record is from RefSeq and is a predicted model, not a curated record. Gene Ontology annotation, molecular function: actin binding. Gene Ontology annotation, cellular component: cytoplasm. Gene Ontology annotation, biological process: positive regulation of actin filament bundle assembly; regulation of actin filament polymerization; actin cytoskeleton organization.